Physella acuta is the source of this 1115-nucleotide messenger RNA. RefSeq names its product galectin-3. The record is from RefSeq and is a predicted model, not a curated record. Lineage: Eukaryota; Metazoa; Mollusca; Gastropoda; Physidae. Gene Ontology annotation, molecular function: carbohydrate binding.
AUUUUAUUACGUCGUUUCCGUAAUUGGGUUGCUAAACAUUGAAACCGAUACAUUGAGUAUCUUCUCUGAUUCAAGUUUAAACUAGACGCUAAACUAUCAUGGUGCUUGUCGUACGGAUGGCUUCUGCUCCGGCUACAUUCCGGCAUUUAUUUGCCGGAACUAAUGCUCUGGUAUCAAAGGACAUCAGCCGUGGCUUGACUUCGCUAACCGUUAGUGGUAAUGUUAAUGGAGGAAACGUGCUCGAAUCCUGUAGACCAUCUCUACCUGUGCAGCAUGGGACGGCUGCUAAAACCUUGAAGUACUGGAGCGGUGUGCAGUGCCAGACACGAGGCUUGUUCGGUCAGUGCCGGACAGGAGGUUUGGCAGUUACAAAACAAGCGCUGAAGCCUGGUCUGUCCAACCCAUUCUGGGUACCAUCGGCUGGAUACUGUGAUUAUCCUCCUAACACAGUUUUUGAUCUGGAGUUCCGGAACGGAAUUCUACCAGGAAACGCUAUCAUCGUGAAAGGCAUCCCACAUCCUGACUGUAAACAGUUUACAGUCUCCCUUGACUGCGGUCGGCAAGAUGUCUCCACCGUCCCAUUCAGCUUAACAGCUUACUUUAAGGACCGCCCUGAAGCCAAUAACAUUGUGUUGAAUAACCGGAGGAAUGGGAUUAUCAAUCGCAAGAACGAGAAGAAACUUACCACCUUCCCAUUCCAGCAUGGCAAAGAAUUCAAGAUGAAGAUAACACACGAUAAGAACCAUUUCAAGGUGGCUGUCAACGACCAAGACUUGGAUUUCAUAGUCCACGACCUGCAAGUCUUCGAGAGACUGAACUUCGCCAGGGUGUUUGGGGACGUUAGGGUCACCACGGUUUCCUACAUCCCCGGUUCUUAAACGUGUCACGCCACACGUGUCACGCCAAACGUGAUCACGUCACGUGACUCGCACACAAGAACAAACCCACUGAAGUGAAGUUAUGUUAGAAGUGGACAAGUCAGUUAACAAAUGAGCAAGUCAAAAGUGAACGUGUCCAUUUGAGAGAAAUUGAGAAAUUUUAAUUAACUUUGAAAUGUUUACUGAAUUUACAUGAUUUGUUCUCCUCGUAAAAACAGUACUUUAAUAAACCAUUAA